Molecule: messenger RNA, 7265 nt
Organism: Coregonus sp. 'balchen'
Lineage: Eukaryota; Metazoa; Chordata; Actinopteri; Salmoniformes; Salmonidae
Source: the annotation of a GenBank genome assembly
UUUCAUACUAGCCUACGUAGUUGAUAUCACCUAGAGAACGCAGUGUCACGGACAGACAAUUCUUCCCAUUCUACCAGCUAUAAUAAAUCCUAAUGGGAAAGGUAGAGGUUACGAGGUAGGUAAGAAAAAAAUGUAGCCUAUGUUGUUCAAACAUUUUAAGACAGAAAAUAGCCUAAAAAUAAUCGGUUUAUCAUCCCCGAUAUAGCCUACAGUCAAACUUUGGGGGUGGGAUUAUGGUUUAUGUUUCGUCUAUCGUGUGACAUAACUGAAUGUAGGUUGCUAAUGCUAGUGCUUUUUCUUAACGUUUAUAGAGCAUGUUUAUUUAGCUCGACUUUACUUCAUUCCGCUAUCUCCUUGCGAGUCGCAACUUUAUUUCAAGUAUGUGGCGUGUCGCGAAUGUCUUAGUGGCAACAGUCAGUAGCCAAAUGUGUGGUGCUUCAAUGUUGUUAUGAUACAGGUGACACUAACCGUAACGUUCUCUACGAUGAGAUAGCUUAGUGUAGCUUACCGAUUUGCACAGUGAAGCGUGUGGUCCUUUUGUAUUUCUUAACUGCGUAUCAAGGAUUGUUCUAGUAAACCGAGGGCAUUUGUAUGACGUUUACGCCUUUAUGUGUCCCUCUACGUACCGACUUUCUCGGUCAUCCUAGACUACUAUUUAUAGUUAAUUUACUUUAAUGUGUUUUGUCAUUAGGACGUUUAUAAACUGUACUAUCUGGUUGUCAAUGCAUGGCUUAUAUGAUGGGGAUAGAUGAAGCAGGUGCAUGCUCUAGUGGCAGCAUGACAGUCAUUUUUUAAGUAUGAUUUUGACAAGCAUAUAGGCAAGUCGUGCAUUCAGAAACGUGGUAAAUAGUUGUAUUUUAUUUUGCACAUUUUAUUUGAAUGUCAUCCUGGGACGUUGAAUGAACCUGUUACCUCACCUGCGUGCAGCACAUGGUAUAACCAUAUACUUUCCUAUCUUUUCUACUUUAUAUUCUGUCUGACAGGUAAUCUGAGGGUGAAAGUAUCAGAUGGUCUUCAGAAGAAUGUGUUUCCCAGCCAAUGAGUACUGGCUGAGGAUGAUGAAGAUACAGGGGUCACCCCAGCAGCAGUGUCAGGGGCUGCAGGGACCUCUGUGAUUGCUGACCUCCCCAGCUCUGCACUGGCUGACCAUGGCCACACAGAGGACACCCCUGGUCAAAGACUUUAACCACUUUAUUACCUGUAACCUGUGCAGAGGUUACCUGAUCAAACCCACCACGGUCACUGAGUGCCUGCACACAUGUAAGUAACACACACUCACACACACACACAUGCUCAUGUACACACACACACACACACACACACACACAAUCACACAAUUCCUGUGCACCAGGUAAUGCAACCUUGUAGUGUAUUCAAGGUUUAAAAAGGCUUCUAAAGUUUUAGUUUCCACUUAAAUGUCAGACUUGAUUUUACCUUACAAAAAAAGGAUCAACCCCUACAAAAAUGUCCAUUAAUUAUAAUCCACAUAAUUGUCCUGUUGCUACAGGAUUAUUUUCCUGCUGUGAGAAACGGGUUAAGUUAAGAUAUUACAUAUUCUUUGUCUAACUUUCUAUUGCUUCCUUCCCUCUAUAUGUCCCCUCACUCCAUUUUCUCCCACAUACACUCUAAGCGUCUUACACUAUAUAAUAGUAGUAGGAUUUAUCUUGUUUUCCAGUUUGUAAGAGCUGCAUCAUCCAGCACUUCGAAGACAGUAACGACUGUCCCAAAUGUGGCAUUCAAGUCCAUGAAACCAACCCUCUAGAGAUGCUAAGGUAUGACACAUACAAACAUAGUCCUCCACUAGCGCUAACCAUCUCUGACAGACAACAACACUCUUAAAAAGAAAUGUGCUAUCUAGAACCUAAGAAGGUUCUUUGGCUGUUCCCAUAGGAUAGCCCUUUGAAGAACCCUUUUUGUUUACAGGCAUAACCUUUUUGGUUCCAGGUAGAAACUUUUUGGGUCCCAUGUAGAACCUUUCCACAGAGGGUUCUACAUAGAACCAAAAAGGGUUCUACCUGGAACCAAAAAGGGUUCUACCUGGAACCAAAAAGGGUUCUCCUAUGGGGACAGCCGAAGAACCCUUUUGAAACUCUUUUUUUCCUGAAUGAAGAUAACAACAAACACUUGGCCUUCACUUUGCUUUGAAUACUGCAAGUGGACUGUCGGCACAAACCACAGCCUCCUCUUUCUCUUUACCUGUGUCACUUCCUCUCUCAUCUUCACUGGUCCUCUCUCUCUUCUCAGGUUGGACAAUACUCUUGAGGAAAUAAUUUUCAAGCUUGUGCCUGGAUUACGAGACAGUGAGUUCUUGUCAUCUAGGAAAAAACGGAUGAUAUAUUUCUUAAUGAUCUCUCAGUCAAAGUCAAUAAUUUCAAUCACUCCUUGAAGGAGACUUGUCAUUAGAUAUAAUGGGACUCAUGAGAGUACCUUGUAUUUCUUCUGUUUUCUUUAUGACUGUGUGUGUGGACCAGAAGAGGAACAGCAGGAGAUUGAUUUCUGGAGGAAGAAUACGUCACAAGAAAAUGGACAAGGUACGGAAUAAGUCUCAGUAACGAAGUCACUCUCACAAAUUGUACUGGGUGUUACUGUAAAAUGUAAUAAGUAUGUCAUUACACAUUAGUAGAGUAAAGCACUGAUAUUGGACAUUUCUUUCAGCUAGGCUUGCUAGUAUGAUCUCCUGAAAUCACAUGUGCUCUGCGAUCCCACAGGAGGCGGCCUUGGGUCUAAGAGGCUUGGGCUCAGUGAUGAUGAGGAUGGUGAUGAAGAUGGUCAGGAUUAUCACAGGAGCGACCCCCAGAUAGCCAUCUGCCUGGACUGUCUCCACAACAAUGGUCAUGCUGCAGACAACACAGUGAAGGUGUGUGUGUGUGUGUGUGUGCAGAGGCGCAACGCACAUAGGGAGCAACAGGGGCAUGUGCCCCCUCAGAUUUGUCAGUUUUAAAAAUAAUAAUCAUAAUAAUACAAAAAUAUAUAUUUUUGUUGAAGUUUGUGUUGUUUCUCUGUAAUUCUAAAUUACUAGCCACCUAGAAAUUGUAUGAAGUUGGUUUUAGCUAGCCCAGAUAGGUUCCCAAUCUACCCAACCUCAUAACUAGCUGCCAAGAAGCCAUUUCAGGCUAUCAAUCAAGUGAGAGUAGCUAACUUGUCUAUCUAUCUUAGCUGGCAAGGUUGGUAGACUUUAGAAAAGCAAGCAAUAUACUGAAUAAGACUCACAUUCAUUUCAAUCUUAUACCCAGAUUUUAUCAGAGCUGCAGAGAAGCAUAUUUCGUUUCUUUAAAAAAAGAACCACCAGUCAGGAGGAUACAGACAGAUAUGCAGAAAAAUAAACAUAUUUUUGACACAGAAUUAAGCAUAAUGAUUAUGGCUCUAGAUUGCAGGAAGAUGCUGUUUCGGGUGUUUGAAAAAUGCAAAAUUCUCCAACCCCCCCUAACCAUGCUCACGUACUUGGUGUGUUUGAAUUAUUUUCCUCUUCCCAUGGGAGUGUUCUGUGUGAGUGUUUCUUUCAAUAUGCUCAGGCCAGUUCAGGUAUUAUUUGCGUGUACUCUGUGUUCUAUCUGAAUGUACAAUAAACAUACUCAUGUUAUUUAUCCCAGUGUUUAAUGAAGAAGUUCAUUCGCUGCUCUAGUCGAGUCACGGUGGGAACCAUCAAGAAGUUUCUUAGUCUAAAGUUAAAGCUUUCAAGCUCUUGUGAGGUAAGAUUACUACUGUUUUUAUGUUAUAAUGUACAUAACUUUACACUAUACUGAUGAUGGGUAUAGGAAAGGGAAUAAUGACUAUAACGCGCCUUUGUGUUUGUUUACGCGCGAGCGAGCACAUGUCUCUGUCUCUGUCUCUGUCUCUGUCUCUGUCUCUGUCUCUGUCUCUGUCUCUGUCUCUGUCUCUGUGUGUCCUCUCUCCCCAGCUGGAUGUGCUGUGUAACGGGGAGAUCAUGGGUAAGGACCACACUCUGGAGUUCAUCUACAUGACACGCUGGAGGCUGCACGGUGACAACGUGAGUCUCUUAUGUCCUGUUUCUGUCCUUUCCUCCACACUUCCCCUGUCUCACCCGGUUCUUAGGUAACCUCUAUACUUCUCAAUGCCCUGUUAUUGAUCAUGUUCUCUCUGGCAUGCCCAGAAAUCUUCCACUCCCACCCUAAUACCCAAUACACAAUAGAUCAGGGGUGUCAAACAUACCGCGAGAGGUUCCAAUCCGGCUCGUGGGUGGUUUGAGUAAAUUUGAUUUGAUUUCGGGGGGAACGAAUGAACUCAAUAUACUUUAAAAUGACUCAAACCAAAUUGAAACUGUCAACGAUAAUGGACCUAGAUUCAUACAGUUUCUUGACUGUCCAGCUUGCUAAUAAUCACUGAAAUGAAAGCUAGAGAGUCAGGGAGCAUAGAAAAUUCCAGAAACGAUGGAUAGAGGACUAUUUCUGGCAAAUUUUGACGCCGUGGAAAUAUAACACAGUUUCUGUGCGGCCCCCUGGACCUUGUUGAAGACCGAAUGCGGCCCUCGGGAAAAAUUAGUUUGACACCCCUGCCAUAGAUAGAGCUCAUUACAACAUAGGAUUGUGUUAUCGUUAUGUCAUUUCCUGCCUGUCCCUGCCCUCCGACCAACUGUCUUUACAUUGGCAGUUCAGCUUUAGUUGUUCUGUCUUCUUACCCAACUGUCACUACCACGGUCAGGCAUUAGGCCUAUUAAAGGGGCUGAUUAAAAAGCCUUCUCGUGUUGCCACAUCCUGAACAACUCGCUCAUAUUAAACAGAGAGCAAAGUAGAAGGAAAGAAACACUGAAAGUUGAAUGAUAUUGUGCUCAUCAGCCUUAAACUACACGUCCCCCCCCCCCCCAAAAAAAAAAAAAAGAGGGGGGGUUUACCCAGUAAACCAGACUCAGGCCCUGACCUUCAGUCCACAAACUGUGUGCUCACGUGCCGCACCAAACUAGGCCAGGCUAAGCCUAGUAGAAUUCAACAAUAGAGAUAUAAGUGUGAAGGGGAGCAUGUAUGACAGCCUGGUGUGUGUGUGUACAGCAUUACAAAUAAAUCCAGACAGUGUUUUAUAGAUGAAUAUCCACCAAACCCCUAGGAAUCAUCAGUAGCAGUAAAGCUUGGACUGACUGCAGAUAAUUCAUAGAGACAUCACAAAAGCAUAACUCAGUGCCAUGCAUCUGAUUUAGAGCUCUGCUACCCAAACCUGAUCAGGUUAGGGCUGGGUAGGGCCUGUUUUAUUUCAUCAAUAACUAGGGUACGAGCCGGGCUUGGGUAUCAUUUGAAAUAAUUAUUAAAUUGAUCACUAACAUUUUGAAGCGGAGCCAUUUGCUCCCUCCUGCUCUGCUGCUCAGUGUCUCUGUACAGUCAUAUCUUACUGUCAUAACAUGGUGUUAGAAGUGCUUCAACCUCGUAAAAUAUAAGACCAGAACAUUAUCCGAGUCGACAGGAGAGAUUAUUUCACAGAAAAUAAUAAUAAUCAGUGAGUUUUGUCAGAGUUUAGAGUGAUAAAAAGUAGCUAGUUAACAGCUCUCUCUCUCUCUCCUCUCAUGAACACUCAACCGUAGCCGUUUCUAUGGAUACUCACACAUGCAGAGAGCGCAUGGAGCAGAUGCAGCGCAGGGACAGAGCGGGGGGCAGACAGAGAAAGUUAUUUGAGGUUCAGGCAGGGCAGGGCCGGCCUUAUAUUUCGCAGAUUCAAUCAGGCCUGGGUAGGGAAGGACAUGAACAUCGUAGGCAUGGGUAGAGAAGGACAUGAACGUCGUAGGCAUGGGUAGGGAAGGACAUGAACGUCGUAGGCAUGGGUAUGAACGUCAUAGCCUUGGGUAGGGGGGACAUGAACGUCGUAGGCAUGGGUAGGGAAGGACAUUAACAUCGUAGGCAUGGGUAGAGAAGGACAUGAAUGUCGUAGGCAUGGGUAUGAAUGUCGUAGGCGUGGGUAGGGAAGGACAUGAACGUCGUAGGCAUGGGUAUGAACGUCAUAGCCUUGGGUAGGGGGGACAUGAACGUCGUAGGCAUGGGUAGGAUAGGACAUGAACGCCGUAGGCAUGGGUAUGAAUGUCGUAGGCAUGGGUAGGGAAGGACAUGAACGUCGUAGGCAUGGGUAGGAUAGGACAUGAACGUCGUAGGCAUGGAUAGGAUAGGACAUGAAUGUCGUAGGCAUGGGUAGGGGAGUACAUGAACGUUGUAGGCAUGGGUAUGAAUGUCGUAGGCAUGGGUAUGAAUGUCGUAGGCAUGGACAUGAACGUCGUAGGCAUGGGUAUGAACGUCGUAGGCAUGGGUAGGGAAGGACAUGAACGUCGUAGGCAUGGGUAGGAAAGUACAUGAACGUCGUAGGCAUGGGUAGGGAAGGACAUGAACGUCGUAGGCAUGGGUAGGAAAGUACAUGAACGUCGUAGGCAUGGGUAGGGUAGGACAUGAACGUCGUAGGCAUGGGUAGGGGGGGACAUGAACGUCGUAGGCAUGGGUAGGGGGGGACAUGAACGUCGUAGGCAUGGGUAGGGGGGGACAUGAACGUCGUAGGCAUGGGUAGGAAAGUACAUGAACGUCGUAGGCAUGGGUAGGGAAGGACAUGAACGUCGUAGGCAUGGGUAGGAAAGUACAUGAACGUCGUAGGCAUGGGUAGGGUAGGACAUGAACGUCGUAGGCAUGGGUAGGGGGGGACAUGAACGUCGUAGGCAUGGGUAUGGGGGGACAUGAACGUCGUAGGCAUGGGUAGGGGGGGACAUGAACGUCGUAGGCAUGGUUAGGGCUUGGGUUUACAUGUCAUGUCUGUGCAGGGCUCUAAUCUGAAUGUCCAAUACUGUCUUCUUUCAACUGUCAGCCAUAGGGAUCUGGGGGGGUUCACAGGAAAGUGUGUUCUCCUUAAAACACCAUACAUGAAAACUUUGGCUUGAAGUCAGUUGAAAGGGGCAAUUCUGUCUGAAAUAUGGGCCAUUUUAGAUGGAAUUGCAAAGCUCAUUAGUUAAAUACACUUGUCAGAACGUGCCAGCAUCUACUAGGCUAUUUACUUUGCAAGUUGUGUCUGUAUACAUUUCCAGGUAACUGAGAAUAAACAGUACUCUCUCUACACUCUCUCCUCAGACAUAUCCCAUGGUCCUGGAGUACAGGCCACGAAUAGACUUUGGCUGAACAAAGCCCUUGAGAAGCUUUCAUCGACAAACAAAGCAAUGACUGGAUGUGCAUCAAGUUGAGGCCAGGGACUCAAGCCUUCCAAACGUUUUGAACUUCUGUUUCACUUUGUUGUGUCCUUCGUUGUUGAACAUUUUGUGCUUGUGGCCAAAGUGAUCUUCAAGACAAGUAACU